Messenger RNA from Porites evermanni, 4932 nucleotides. NCBI's taxonomy places the organism in Eukaryota, Metazoa, Cnidaria, Anthozoa, Scleractinia, Poritidae. The record is from the annotation of a GenBank genome assembly.
AUGGCUGCGAUGUUAAUGAGGCAGGUAACUAACACGCAGCUAGUGUGUUCAAAGCUAGUUCUUUUCUUUUGGCGUGCGAGCGUGCCGUGUGCGUGUGUUCACCUCAUUCCCUGAAAUCCCGUGGAGGGUCACAUUUAGUUCGCCCAAAGAGGUGUUGGAGUACAAAGAGAAACAGCUCCACUUGGCUGGCCGCGCAUGGUAAGCGCCCAAGCAAAGCUCUGCAAGUAUCAGAGGAGGAAGAAGAAAUUCCCUGGAACCCAGAAUCUUUAAUUCAAACAGAUUGAACAAUUCCAUGAACUGUUCAGCCCAUUUCUGCAGCUUGCAAAUUUUAAAAACAUUGAGAAAAAUGUUGUUUUGACUGCAGGUGUGAUGAUAUUUGUAGCAUUUGAACAAAUUAUUUUUGCACGUAGUUUACGCAUGUUGACUCUCUAUCUUGCAAUUUUUUCAUGAAUAUUAUUUAAGUAAUCACAUGAUUUUUCUUGUGCAAUUCUGAAUAAAUAAGCACUUCUGCAAGUUUGUUAGCCUUUGAAAAAAUUUACUCCUGCUUAUCUAUUCUAAAUUGCACUCGAAAUCAUGUGAUUAUCAGUACAUAUUGUCAAGACAAGCAAUUGAAAGUUUAGUGUAAGAGCCCAACUUAUAAACUGUCAAUUGUCAAAUAUCUCAGAACAGCUCUGUCUGACAUGAACAUCACCAUCAGCAGUGCUGCCAGCAGCCAUCAUGAUUAUCAUCAUCAACAACAUUAUUUCAUCGCCAUCGCAAUCAUCAUCAUCAUCCUCCUCAUCGUCAUCCCCACCAUGAGGAGGCAGGAGAAUGAAACACACUGAUAAAUUCUUGUUUGGUGUACAAUAAUGUUUGUAUUAAUUCCUCCCUUUUUAUUGUUAGAUCUGGCUAAUGCCCAAAAGAAACAAACAACUUAAAGUUCAGAACAACAAGAGGUUAGAAAUAAAAUGGUUGAAAGAUGUCGUUGAUAAUGAUAAUGAUGAUGAUGAUGAUGAUGAUGAUAUGGAUUAUCAGUAUGAAAGGUUCACAAGAGUACAGUCCUCUGAAGGAGCUUCAUGGAAGGGGUAUAUAUAUGUUUCUUUUUGCCUACAUGAGUUUGUACAACAACUUCUACACAAAAACACCCAAUGACGUACAUUUGUUCGUUAUAUAAUUUUACAGUUGUUUUGUUACAUAAGUUACAUUUUAGGAUGACACUUUGUGUAAGCUUAUUUCGGAUGUCCUGCUUGCAAAAUAGCAUGGUUUUUGGAGGCUUGCAAUAAAAGUUUGUCUUGCAUGAACUACCGGACGCGAGUAUACUUCACCCAGUUCAGUCAUUUCUGGAAUUUCUUCAUUUUUGUGUGUUUGUGUUCUAUUUCACUGGUGUAAAUUGCUCUUGUAUACAUUUAAGGAACUUCUCUUAAACUUAGAAUGAAGUGUAUAGAAGCGAACACCAACCACCUUAAACCAAACUUAAAAUAAUCACAAAGAGGAAGUUUAGUCAAAGCAUUAGUGACUAUAACAUUCAAACCCUUUUAAUGUAUACACUGAGGGGCCAGUAGAAAGUGUCAGGGUGUUGUAUUAGAAAGGUUGAAUUUAGAGAAAAAUAACGUUAGCCAAUUUUGCUUCCCUUCGGUCAGCAAAAUGCAUAGUUACUAAAACAAGGAAUGACCUACAAUGACCUACAAUGAUCUACAAUGACCUACAAUGAGCUACUAUGACCGAACGUGUAAUCCCUGUAAGCUAACAUGAAGAUUUUAGAAAAAGACAAAAAAAGAAGAUCAGGGGACGUGUGUCGUAGUUACUAAAACAAGGAAUAAUCUACAAUGACCUAUAAUGACCUACAAUGAUCUACAAUGAGCUACGAUGAGCUACUACGAGCUACAAUGAGUUACUACAAGCUAAAAUAAGUUAAAAUAAGCCCUACAAUGAGCUACAAAAUGACAGACAGCGAUGUUUGUCGUGUGUCACGCUUGGACGUGACACUAGACUUAUAGUAUUAAAUUGCCAAGCACAUUUUGAAAAGGCAAAACAAAAAUUGUGCCUGAUCUCAGGUAACUUGAGAAAGUUGAAAAUAGAUUAUUGCAAUCGCGUUUUUACCAGUAUAGCACUAUCACACCCUGUAUUGACACAAGUCAUGCAGGCACUCCCUUAGUAUGGGCCUCUGAGCAGGAUAUGGAUAUUACUAUUUAGCGUUACAAACAGAGCAUCCUGUUGGACCGAAAUCCAUUUAAAGGGUCUUAUGAUGUCUUAUACAGGCCAGGGUACUUAAAAAUAUGAACAAUUUUUCUUUUAAACAGGGUCAGAAUUUGAAGGCCUCCAUUGUUCAUCUCUACCCUUACGUCCCUUGAAGAUCCCCCCGGAAUCGACUCUUGGGGUGACUGUGUUUGUUCAAUUUGUUUGAAAAAAAGACACGACAAAAUAAAACUAAUGUGAAAGGUUGGUAGGGAUGGUUUGGACAAAAGUUACAGUAUCACCAUACAUGUAUUAUUACACUGUAAAUUUAUCUCCAAGCGCAAUAAUUAGAGAUGCUGUCAUCGUUAAAUGGGCUGUCAUGCAGUAGACUAAACGCAUUACGUUUACGCACACAUGUCCCCUGACUUUUUUUUUGUCUUUUUCUAAAAUCUUCAUUUUAGCUCAUUACAGGGAUUACACGUUCGGUCAUAGUAGCUCAUUGUAGGUCAUUGUAGGUCAUUCCUUGUUUUAGUAACUACGCAGCAAAAUGACCGUAAAAAUAAGGUGUUUGUAUACAAGGGUUUGACCGUGUUACGACAGCUGAUCUAUCGCAAGUGGUUAGUACUGAUUAUCAUCAUCACUUCAUUUUUUUAUUUCACUUCUGAUAAAUCAGCCCUUGCCUGUUAUUUAAUACACUUCAACACAUGACUUGAUUCAUCUUAAGUCUUCUGUAAAUGUGAUGUCAACAUAUGUUAAGAGCAAACCAAACAUUAAAACAAAAAACUCUUUUGAUCUUUGGAUCGAUCUCUAUUAAUUUCACAGCUUUUUUUGAACAGGUUUACAUUUUACAAACAAAAGCCAGCUGGUAAAAGAGAAAGCUAAAAGUAAAUCUAUCACAGGUUAAUGAAGGGUGUUCAAAUCUGAGAUGUACGCUUUAUAAAUGAUGGGAACCUUCCUUUAAGAAAGUAACUUGUUAUAUUGUUUUAGCUUAAUAAAGGAAAGAAAACCAAAGUUGCUCUUGUGAAGCAUAUCACGUCCUGUUUUGUCAUUUAAUUAUGUGUUUGUGCCAUGCUGUGCAUGGAUUUCUUACCACUCUAUAUUGUUGGUCUUUUCGCUUCUGUCCAACCAGAGGUUGUUGGAAUGUCCUUGUUUAAUUAUGUUUUUCUGCCAUGCUUCGACAUGGAUUUGUCACCAACCUAUGGUUUUGGUCUUUCUGUUUUUGUCCAACCAGGGGUUGUCGGAAGGUUUUUGUUGCAUUAUAGGGACAGGCAUUUUUAUAUGUUUCGGCGACAUGUGUAAUAAUAAUAAUAAUACUACUACCACUACUACUACUACUACUACUAAUGUCUUUAUUUCAUCAAAAGAUAAAACUACACAGCAGUCUGCCAAGCCAUCCCUGGCAUAGUUCAUGUACAUGUUCAUGUUGUGAAGUCGUGUUUAUUAUGUACGUUUGAGUUUGUACAAUGCAGUGCAUGGUUUUUUGACCAAGCUACAAGUCUGGUCUUUUUGCUUUUGUCCAACCAACCAGAGGUUGUUGGAAUGUUUUUAUGGCAUUUAUAGGGACAGACAUUUUAUAUGUUCUGGCGACAUGUGUAGUCUGCCAAGCUAUCCCUGCCAUAGUUCAUGUAUAAGUUCAUGUUGUGAUGUCCUGUUACACUGUUUAAUUUUGGGUUUGUACCAUGCAGUGCAUGGUUUUUUGACCAAGCUAGAGGUUUGGUAUUAUAUAGGUUUUCCAACCAGAGGUUGUUGGAAGGUUUUCUUUAUGGUACUAUAAAAACAGGCAUGUUAUAUAUUUUUGGAUAUAUGUGAAAUCAGCGGUUAUGCCAUGUUUAUCUCGAAGUUGUUGUUCUUGAUCAUGUUGAGAUCUUCUUCAGACAUUUAGACGGAGCAAAUUUGAUAAUUAAACUCCUUGAUCAACGUUGUUGUUGGAUGUUGUUUUGUUAUUCAUAUCAAGCCUAUGGGCAUUCAAUUUACUUGUGUCAUUGGGCAUUUGCUGAAAUUUAUAUAAUCUGGGUUGGUUCUUUAUGGGCAUAAUGCCCUUGUUAGCAAUGGAAAAGCUUGCUAUAUGUUUCUAGCUUACAUGUAUACUGGUGUUGAGUUAUUUUACGUUUCAGGAUGUCUCGCCGGGUAUCAGCUAAAGUGAAGAGAAAAACUACUAUCUUGCAAGAGUCUGAGCAACAGCCAGCUAGUCGCCAUAGACGGGUGGAGGAGAAUGACGAACAAGCAGAUCAGGUCCCAGGCCCAGCAGGUCCUCCGUAUGCUGGCGUUGAUAACUUGAUUGAGAGAGUGACAAAUGCAGUUUUACAAAAAUUACAAAAUACACGAUUCAAUACUAAUGUAGGUACUGGAAAUGUUUCAUUGCCUCGAACAGUCUCAACUGUACAGGGGUCAGUUGUCGCUGAACCAGUCAUACAUGAGUUAAGGGAUUCUCAGGUUAAUGUUUCUGAAAUUUUAAAUAGUUCAGAUCAGGCUAGCUCAGCAGCCCCAACUGUACUGGGAUCGAUCGUGACUGUGUUGGAUAGCUUGUCAGGAAGCACCAGUUUAAUAACUAACCCAAAAGAUAUUUUUGUGUCGUCAGACAUUCCCAUUGACAUGUCAGUUUUUCAUAGGCUAAAAAGAAAAAUAUGGGCCCAUGAAUAUGUCGAUUUUGGAUUGCUCUUAAAUAAUAAGAAAGACCAUGAUAGUUUCAAUCUAUGCCUUUCAAAUGACAUGACAUCAUCAAAUGACCAACCACGCAUCACACUGGAGCCAAAGCAAAAGUCAAAACAUAUCAAUUAA